Molecule: messenger RNA, 1585 nt
Organism: Paramecium sonneborni
Lineage: Eukaryota; Ciliophora; Oligohymenophorea; Peniculida; Parameciidae
Source: the annotation of a GenBank genome assembly
GUUUAUAAAUAUAAAUAUGCAAUCAAAGGCAAAAUAUGAUGAAUUCGAAAUUCUAUAAUGUUUUGGAUGCCCAGAGGUACAAAAAUCAUAAAUAAGAAUAGUAUAAAGUUAAAAUUGGAAAAAAUGAACAAGGCCAACACGUUUUACUCAAUUUUUUUGAUAUUUCUUUUAGAGAUUAACUUUAAGAGUUAUAAAAUAUUAGAAAUUUGGAGCAUCCAUCUAUUCUUAAAAUUCUACAAAUAAGAAACUAAGGAAAUUAUACAGUAUUAUUUUAAAAAGAUAAAAGAAAAAAAAUAAAAGAACAUUAAUUAGAUCAUGUGUUAUAUAUGAAUAUCCAAAAGGAGGAGAAUUAUAUGAAUACUUAUUUUAGACUGGAAACUUUAAUGAAACUUAAGCUCGAUGUUAUUUUAAAUAAAUUGUUGAGGGUAUUCUUAAUUUAUUAUUUAAAGGGUUAAUAUAAGUUCAUAAGUUCGGAUUAUUUCAUGGAGAAUUAACUACAGAUACCAUUUUUUUUAGUGAUGCAAAAUAAAUUAAAAUUGGAGAGCUUGGGCUGAAUUGGAUAAGAAAAAAAAAAUAUGGUAAUUAAUAAUUAAAAUAAUUAGUUUAUGAAACUUAAGGAUGGGCUGAUGUAAACAACAAUCACUAAUAAAGCAAGGAUAUUUUUGCUUUAGGAAUGAUUUUGUUUUCUUUAUUAUUUGGUAAGCCUCCCUUCUCUUCGUUAUCGGUUGAGUAAAACUUACUUUUUUAAUUAUUUUUAAUUUAACCACAGAAAUUUUGGGAAAAAAUGUAAAAGAAUUAUCCAAAAGUGGUUGUCAACGAUCUAUUUAAGUUUUAAUUUUUUUUACUUAGAUUAGAGAUCUCAUAUCAGGAAUGUUAACAGAAACUCCGAAUAAUAGAAUGUCCUUAAGUGAAGUUUACAAUCAUUCAUGGACUUAAAUCAAUUCUGAAUUUACAGAAGAGAUGAUUAGAGAGUUCUAAUCAAAACAAAAAAAAAUUGAAUAAUUCAUAUUAAAAGCCAGUUUAUCUCGUUAAUAAAGGCAGAUGACAAUGAGCGAUAAUAAAUAAUAACGUUUCAAUAUAAUAUUAUAAUUAGUCUAAAAUGGAGUUGGAUCUUUUAGAUCAUAAGAUGAUGAUGAGUCAAAAUUUGAAGAUUUAUAAAUUUGGAAAACGAAGAUAAAACAAAUAUCUGUAACUAUGAGUAUUUAUAAUUUUAGAUUGAGUUCUUGAAGUCUGGUGAUUGUUUAUUUAAUUCAAACCCAAAGGAAAUCAUAAAUUUGAUAAAAUAAAAAUUAUAGGCAAAUAAUUUCAAUCUAAAAAUUAUUGAGAAAUUUACUGAAAAUUAUGAAUUUAGUGUAACCAUAAUUAAAGAUAAAUAUAGAUAAUGUUCUCAAGUGAAUUGGAAGCUGAAGUUAAAGUUGAAAUAUUGCAAUUAGAAAUAGAAUAAGAUAUUUUAUGCUUACACUUUAUUAGAUUAAAAGGAGAGCUGUAAAAUUACAUUGAAACAGUAAAAAGAUUUCAUUAAUUAUUUAAUAAAAUCUUAAGUGAAAUAUCUAAAAAUUUUUAAGAAAAAGAAUAAAAUAUUUGA